AUGCAGAAGCUUUUUAUUUCCCUGGAGGGGGAGAGAAGCUCUGCAGAGAAGCCGUGCUGCUCCAGUUCAGAGUUCGCUUUACCCGUCCGACACGUGUCUGGGGGGGACAGGGCUGGGGGGGGGGGGGCCCUCCUCUUUCACAGGAAGGUCUCGGCACUGGAGCCCUCCCUGGACCAUGAGAACAUGGCCCUGUGGGGAGGGGGGGUUGUUCAGGGGCUGUGGGAAACUCCACGUAUAGCUACCUUCCACUACGCUUCACAGGAUUCCCAGAAACUUGGGCUGUUCCCCUGGUGCGGAGCAGCCAGACUCCACCUUCAGGCUGUUGACGUGGGAAAUGGAGAGGACAGUGGCAGCUACGAACCAAGGCAGGCCCAUAAUGGAGCACACACCCAGCAUCACAGCCACAACCAGCAGAUCCAGGAAUGUGGACAAAAAGAAGGUGGUGAAGAAGAGGAUAAUGGACCAAAAGAGAACAUCUGGGAUAUAGGGCCCAUGCUCGGGCCCCACAUGGUGGUCCUCAUCUUUUUCCAGCUCACCAGCUGGAGAGGCAGUGCCAUUGGGAUGAGAAGGUGGAAGAACAGUUACUUGAUCGAGGAACUCAUCUAUCCCAGAGAGCAGAUCAGUUCGGUCUUUGGCCUUAGUUUGGUGGGUCAUCGUCCUCAGGAGGAGAUACCACCACCUCUGGGAUUCCUUGAGGACCGAAGCCAGUGCGAUGGCUUUGUGAAGGGCUCUGAGAGGGACGGCGAAAUGAUGAAGGGGUAUUUUGAGGGGUGGCUGGAGACAGAGGGGGCUGACCCUGGCUUGUGGAGAGAGAGACGUGAGGAAGACAGGCCCUCUCCUAACACAGGAGACAAUGGCAAAAAAGGACAAGAGAAGGAAGAGAUAGAAGGAGGUGGCACGGCCAUCUCUGAAGGAGAGCUCGUCCAGCUCGGUGAAGAGGUCAUGUGGGAUGUGCUCGAGUCCUCACACUUAAUGGUGGGGGAAUUCUCUGUGCUAGAGCCCCCAGGAGACAUCCUGCGCCUCUUGCACACCAUGGAGUACACACCAGAAUCAGUAGAGUCCACAGAUUUCAGAGAGUGGGAUGUCUCGAUCCAGGUCGAGCUGGUCCUCCGGGAAUGCCGGGGGACUGGGGCGAGGGGACCAGGGCAGGCCUGUGGUCAUUUUGCGUUGGUAAGAACUUCUGGUUCCCCAACCGGCAGCCAUGGAGGCAAAGGCCGAGUCGGGGUAGUAGCUGAGGGCAUGGGACGUCUGCAGGGACAGAGGCUUGAUGCCGUAGGACAGCAGGCUACUGGUGGAAUAGUCAUUCUCGUACGAGAGGUCGAGCUUGUUGGUGCCUGGCUGCUGGACCGGUGGGACAAACCAGCGCUGGGCAGAGGAGGCCGCGCUGGCGUCCUCGCUCUGCGGGGACAGGAGGCUGUUGGUCUGGGGAACGGCCCGUUCGCCGGUGUAGAACCGGUUCUGAGGCAGUGCUCACCUGCCCUGUUUGGUGAUGAUCAUCUCGGUUUGGUGUCGGUGGAACUUCAGCCACAGGGGCCGGUUGCACAGAUAGACCUGCGCCCGGGCUCCGGUGGCGGACCCCGGCAGAGACAUGGAGCCGAUGCCCGUGCCCGUCCCGGGAUAGGAGGGGUACAAACAGCCCGGGCCCUGGCUAAACUGGUACCCUCCGCUGCCGAACUGGCUCCGGCCGCUGCACACGGACGGGGAGGAGAAGCCCGUGGGCGGCAGGACGGAUCCGGAAAGAGGGAACAGGGGCUUGCCAUGUCGGAGCUCGUUUGGGAGGAUGAGAUGAAGUAUCUGUCAGAGCCGAGUUCGUCUAUGUUGUACCGCCGCCCGCUCGUAAGCUCGUCCUCACCCAGCACUGGGGAGCCCUUCCUACCAUCGGCCUUAUUAAAAGUGUCCCCCUCUGCCUCGCCCAGCAUCCCGUUUCCCACCCCGCUCAGAUAUUUCUUGGGCGCGCUGCCGGACUCUGAUUCCGUCCGCUCGACUUCUUGGUAUUCAAGCUGUGACGACGGCCUCGGGCUGUUGUUGGUGCUGUCCGACGAGGACAGAUUGUAA
Messenger RNA from Menidia menidia (Atlantic silverside), 2055 nucleotides. The record is from the annotation of a GenBank genome assembly. Lineage: Eukaryota; Metazoa; Chordata; Actinopteri; Atheriniformes; Atherinopsidae.